Molecule: messenger RNA, 1635 nt
Organism: Aspergillus pseudoviridinutans
Lineage: Eukaryota; Fungi; Ascomycota; Eurotiomycetes; Eurotiales; Aspergillaceae
Product: FAD-binding oxidoreductase
Exons: 4
Coding region: 1-1635 (544 amino acids)
Biological process (GO): lactate catabolic process
Cellular component (GO): mitochondrion
Molecular function (GO): D-lactate dehydrogenase (NAD+) activity; FAD binding; D-lactate dehydrogenase (cytochrome) activity
Source: RefSeq, a predicted model, not a curated record
AUGUCCUCUCACACUCGAUCCGCAGCACCGGACACCAAGACAUUGGAGGAAUUUUUUAACGACGCUGCGAGUGUCCUUGGAGAAGAAAAUGUUUCGCGUACCCCUGAGCAUGGUGCACUCAAUGGGCUUCAAAAUUCGGAUUCGUACGGAGAUUCCUUCUCAACCGUUACAACCCAUCAACCGAGCGGUGCUGUUCGCCCCAAGAGCGUAGAAGAAGUCCAAGAAAUCGUGAAGCUGGCUAAUAGGCACAAGGUGCCUCUGUGGACAGUUUCUAGGGGUAAGAACUUAGGCUACGGCGGAUCCAGCGCUGUUGUCAAAGGGUCGGUAAUCCUUGAUCUCCACCGGAUGAAUAAGAUCAUCGAAUUGAGCGAGGAAUACGGGUAUGCUAUUGUGGAGCCCGGGGUAUCUUUUUUCGAUCUUUAUGAAGAAAUCCAACGAAGGGGCCUGAAUCUCUGGCCUUCAGUUCCGGCAAUUGGCUGGGGUUCCGUAUUAGGAAAUACGGUGGACCGCGGCUUUGGAUAUACACCUAAUGGAGAACAUUCGCAGUCGCAGUGUGGCAUGGAGGUUGUUUUGCCUAACGGGGACUUGCUUCGGACAGGCAUGGGAGCCGUGAAAGAUAACAAGACCUUUCCGCUGUACAAAGGAGGGUUUGGACCUGGCCUUGACGGUCUCUUCUACCAGUCUAAUCUUGGAAUUGUUACCAAGAUCGGCAUUCAUAUCACUCCGGCCCCAGAAGCCUACGCCACCGUUGAAGUGAGCGUACCUCGAGAAGAAGAUAUUGUUCCCCUGGUUGGCACUCUUUCAGACCUCAUGCGCCGCUCGAUCAUACUGAACUCACCUUCCAUCGCCAACAUCUUCCGCAUUGCCUUGACAUCCCAAGUCCCCGAAGUUCACGCCAAACUAGCGCAGUACAUGAAGCCAGGCUCCUACGUCCCUUACCCUGUAUUGGAGGAAAUCCGCAGGGACCAAAACUGGGGCUUCUGGAGAGCAUAUUUCUCACUCUACGGUUCGGUGGAGAUGCUCCCCGCCCUGCUGGCGACAAUCAAGCGCGCAUUUUCGGGCAUCCAGGGCGUCCAGAUCAAAUGGCGAGAGUUCCCCGGUAAGCCCGGAGAGGCUAUCACCGCGGCUGAAAUCAAUGAAGAGGAAAUCCCGCACAGCGGCAUCCCCACACUCGCACCGCUCGGAAUAGUGAACAGUCGCUCGGAAACUGGCGGCGGACACAUCGACUACUCGCCCGUCAUUCCUGCAUCCGGCCGCGAACUGUACGAAUGGUACCUAACUGCCAAACAGCGCACCAUGGACGCAAAGUUCGACUUUUUCGCCGACUUCCACGUCUACCCUCGCUAUGUGAUUGGUAUUGAGCUCAUCAUUUAUACCCUGCAGGAAGAGGCGCGCGUCCACCAGCUGUGUCGGCACCUCGUGCAAGAUGGUGCGCAGCAGGGGUAUAUACCGUAUCGCACGCAUGUGAGCUAUAUGGACAAUGUAGCCAGGAAGUUGGACUUCAAUCACUCUUCAUUUUCGAGGUUUGUGGGUCUCAUGAAGCAUACGCUGGAUCCAAAGGGGAUUUUGUCUCCAGGUAAGUCGGGGAUUUGGUAUAGGGAUGUGUCUGAGGUGAUGUCGAGUUUGCAUUUGUAG